Messenger RNA from Xylaria bambusicola, 984 nucleotides. RefSeq lists its product as uncharacterized. Lineage: Eukaryota; Fungi; Ascomycota; Sordariomycetes; Xylariales; Xylariaceae. The record is from RefSeq and is a predicted model, not a curated record. The transcript is spliced from 3 exons. The coding region runs from base 1 to 984 and encodes 327 amino acids.
AUGAUUAACCGUGGAGGCAGAGCGGGGAUCCCUUUCCGGAGACUCCCCUUGAGGAACCCAUCGCCUCAGCCGCCGCCCGAACUGAAGAACUCCCAUGAGCCGACGCCAAAACAAUGUGCUGAAGUCAAAGAGAUUCUUGCGAAGACCGCCAACUUCCCGCCUGAGCUGAUUGACAUUAUUAUGGAUUUUGCUGAGUAUUGGGCAUGCUCGGCGGCCAGUAUCGACUACUCGGCAACCUCUAAUAAACAAUUUAGUGUCCACGGCGGCCGUUAUGAUGAAAAUCAAUUUCUUCUACGAACUGAACCGCUAGGGCUUUCUACGUGGCAUUCGGACGAUAAAGAACGCUGGCUAAAGGCGGCUCCCGCACGCAAACUGGGCGAAGAAUACCCCCGAGAAGAGCUUGAGCGCUUUGUCGAGGGACCUCCAUCGACACUAGAUCAACCGUGUCGGAAGAUCGUGUUUGAUAUCGUUAGUCGGGAUCAAGGAUGGAGUCAUGAUGUCGACACCCAUGGCACCUUCAAGUCCUCUUGGACGUGGUUUGAUGCUGGCAUUGACCGUUUCGAUAAGUCACACAGGGAUUCAGAUGAGGAUACCGAAAAGUCCGAAGAUAAAGCUUCGGAUAGUGCUAGGAAGGUCCCAACAACAGGCGCCAUACGCCCGAUAUGGCCGUCUCUAAAAGAGAAUCAAUCCGAGUAUGAUCAUCAGCUUCACCCUAUAGCUGACCAUAAGAUUCAAUGUAAUCGUGUUGCAGAGCAUGAAUGGCAACACCACCGCAUUGAGUGGUCAUGGACAGAUGACAUUGAUCCCGAGUCUAGCGCGGGCAAAGAACUCGAGGAAAAUGGUCGCGGUGCUGCUACUGGAGAUGGGAGGUUCCUCAGAAGUCUGAAGCUCGGGGAUAUGGUAACCGUUUGGGGGCGUGCGAGAUUCCCCGGAUGGAAUAACAGCGUCCAGAAAGUUCGAGUGGCGGUUUAUUGGGCAUUGUAG